Molecule: messenger RNA, 1160 nt
Organism: Silurus meridionalis
Lineage: Eukaryota; Metazoa; Chordata; Actinopteri; Siluriformes; Siluridae
Exons: 6
Coding region: 327-854 (175 amino acids)
Source: RefSeq, a predicted model, not a curated record
CCGUGAAGUCAUGGUGUGUCAAGGUUUGACAGAUAAAGAACUUCUGCCUCAUGAACAGAGCCUUGACCUCAACCCAACUGAUCACCUUGGAGAAGAACUGGACCACCAAAUGAACCCCAGAUCUCCUGGUCUAACAUCAGAGUCUAAUCUAACUAAUGUAAUUAAUGCUAUUGAGGCUGAAUGAUCACUAAUCCCAAACGCCACCCUCCAAAAUCAAGUGGAAAGCCUUCCCAGAAGAAAUUGUGAGAGUCGAGUGCACUCAUAAAUAACUUAUUGAGCCAGCAAAACCAGGACACUAACAACCCACUGUGAACACCAUAGUAACUAUGGUCUCCAUGGUAACCAGAGGUGACCCCCCCCAACAGUGUGCUUCUACCCUCAGUUUAUACUCACCUGGAGCUCGAAGCAGGUGGCUGAUAGAAGAGAUGAAUAGGAAAGACUGGAGGACAGAACCUGCCCACCAAGAAACAGGGCAAAUCCUUUUUUCAGGUCCUGAUGGCAUUGGAAAUUACAGAGUCCGGCAAUAUGAUUUUCAUAAUAGCAUUGGCAUUGUUGACUUGCCAGCUGAGGCCACAGGGGAUUUAAAUUAUCUCUUCCGGCCUGCAUCAGGCGCACCACCACCGCUGCCCAGACACUGUUACGUCGGAGAGGUGGGAUGGGGCAUUAUGUAUGGCUUCCAGCUCAAUGCCAGAACUUUACUUAGCAACCACCAGCUCAAGCGUUCUGUGUUUUGCUCGGACAUGGAGGACAUCUCAAAUAUUCCACAGAAACUGCCAGCAUGCUUUGUAGACAGUCAGGAGCCAAAGUGCCUGAAAGGAGGGCUGAUGAGAACCUUAGCUAGGACAACAAGCUGAGCAAGGGACCAGGCUCAAUUCAACCGAGGAAAAUAAUUCAACAAACGAAAUGAAUUCAUCAAAGGAAAAGAAUUCAACAGAGGAAAAGAAUUCAACAAACGAAAAGAAUUCAUCAAAUCAAAAGAAUUCAACAGAGGAAAAGAAUUCAACAGAAGAAAGCAACAGAGAAAACAAGUUGGCUUUACAUCACACCCGCCAUUGCAAGAGGCAACACUAAAGCGAUAAAAGGACUGAACAAUAAAAAUGUCCCCAAUGAUGUGCACUUAGUAUCAGGAGCAUUUACGUGGACACUUGCUUGUUUCGUUG